Molecule: messenger RNA, 366 nt
Organism: Adineta steineri
Lineage: Eukaryota; Metazoa; Rotifera; Eurotatoria; Adinetida; Adinetidae
Source: the annotation of a GenBank genome assembly
AUGUUUGGUAAUAGGUGCGACGAGCCAUUCAAUGCAGAUGGCAUGACCGCUAACGAGAAAAAGGAAGCACCGACUGGUGGAGCAUGCAUGAAAACAAAAACGAAAUUAAAAAAUAAUGCAGCUUUAAAAGAUAUUACAAUUUUAGAAGAUAUUACUACAGUUGUUCAUCGUAAUGUGACUUUAUCAGCUUCCUCGUGUCCUGGUGGUCAAGAUGGUUGUAAGGAAGUAAGUAAAGAUGGCGAUACCGCUACUAUAUGCUGUUGUACAUCUGAUCUUUGCAAUGGUGUAUCAAUAGUACAACAAAAACCACUUAUUGUCUUCCUUACCAUGAGCACAUUAGCUAUGUUCGCAUAUCAAUGGUAUUAG